CCAUUGUCAGCUCAAUUAGUCUCGUUUCCUUUGUUUCGCGUUUCUUUGUCUAUUUAUGACCUCAUAUUAAUGAAACUGUCGUACUUAAACAACUCGCCAUCAUCUGAGGUCUAACGCCCCUGGUUAUUGAACCACACACAUUCAAAACACCAGAGACCGAGUGCCUCAACUAUAAUGACAGCCGCUCCAAAACAGUCGGAUCCUGCCUCCGAAGAAGACUCUGUACAUGCACCCAAUAACGCGAACAACAUUCAUGAUGAAGCGGCGAUAAAAAAACAGCCCGGCCGGAAAAAAUGGUUCAUAAUUGGUGCAAUUGUGUUCCUAAUAGUGCUAAUACUGAGCUUGACGCUGGGGCUGUAUUACGGACUCAGAAAGGUAUGUUGCAACUGAUCCCUCAAGCACAGUCUUUGGCAGUCUGUAGAAUACAAUCUGAAGCACGACUGAACCUGUGUUCUCCAAAGGAACACAAUGUCGAUAAAACCGCCGCCAAAGACAACACCAACCAAACUCCCUCUCCACAACCCAGCGAUAAUCCAAACAACAACUCAGAUGACAAUGAUAAUAACAAAGACAAGGGGAAAAGCUCAGAUGACGAUAAAGAAGAACCCGCCAAGAAGAGAGAAGGACCGUUUGUGGACCUGGGGUACUCCAAAUAUGAAGGCAAUGUCCUCGAGAGCAACAUUCAUGAGUAUCUCGGUAUACGCUAUGCGAAAGCCCCAACAGGGGAUCUUCGAUGGAGAGCACCUGAAGAACCCGAGUCCACAACCGGAACGCUAAAGGCUCAAGAGUACGCCCCUUACUGCCCAGGAGUCAACGACGGUCUCAGCUCGCGCAUUGACGAAGACUGUCUAUUCGCCAACGUAUGGACUCCAGCAAAUGCAACCUCCGACUCGAAACUCCCCGUCAUGGUUUUCUUCCAGUCAGGUGGCUACAUUAGGAACGCUUCUCCCUACGUGAAUGGUACACAGCUCAUCUCGGCCUCAAACAACAACAUCAUCUUUGUUAACUUCAACUACCGUGUUGGCAUGUUUGGGUUCCUCGCUUCCAAGGAGGUCAAAGAAGAUGGCCACCUUAACGCAGGAUUGAUGGAUCAGAGAUUCCUCCUCAACUGGAUUCAGAAACACAUCGAGGAGUUUGGCGGCGAUCCUGAGCAUGUUAUCCUCCAUGGUGAAUCUGCGGGUGCCGGAUCUGUGGCCCUUCAACUCGUUGCGUAUGGUGGAAAGGACGAGGGACUUUUUGCUGGUGCCAUUGCUGAGUCGACAUUUAUGCCUGGCCUCCCCAACCCUGACGAUCUACAGUAUCAGUUCGAUCGAGUUGUCAACGCCACAGACUGUGCGGACGCCGACGACACAUUGAAGUGCCUCCGCGGAAUCAAGUCGACAGACCUCCAAGCCCAUAACGCAAAGGCUCCUUUCGACGGCCGCACUUAUCGAUCUUACUUCUACUGGGCACCCACUACUGAUGGUGACAUGUUUCCAGACUUGCCUUCUAAGCUCUACGAGAAGGGCGAAUUUGUCAAGGUGCCACUACUCUCUGGCUCUUGUACAAAUGAGGGAUCCAAUUAUGCCGUCAACGCAGGCAGCUCAGCCCAGUUCAUACGCUACAUGCAAAAUGAAUACCCCUAUUUGACCACAGAAGAUACCGAGACCAUUCUCGACCUCUACCCACAAGAGCCCAAGAUCGUAAAACACGAUACUUGGUUUCCCUCAGCCUCGCGCGCGUACGGCGAAGCAACCUUCAUCUGCCCUACAAACAACAUCCUCAACGCCUUCGCUGAGCACGCCGACCCCAAGACCCUCUGGUCUUAUCGCUAUAAUGUUGCCAUUGAAGAGUUCACCAACGACGGCUAUGGCGUUCCCCAUGUCUCCAAUGCGCCCGCCGUGUUUGGCCCUGAUAUGACAGCUGCCAAAGCUGGCCCCAGCUAUCGCACUUACAACGCGCCCAUGGUCCCCAUUGUCCAGAACUACUGGAUCAGUUUUGUCCGUAGCUUCGACCCAAACACUCACCGUGACGAGGAUGCUCCUCGCUGGGAGAAUUGGGGUGAUGACCAACGACGUCUAGUGUUUGAGUUGAACAACAACACAAUGGAGAGUGUGGACAAGGGUCAACGGGAGCGAUGCGAGGCUUGGUUAGAUAUGAGUGGCUCUACCAAGCAUUAAUGAUCUUCACGACUUUGAUUACAUCACGAUUCACAAGCAUUUAUUUUAUCGAAUAUACUUGAUACCCAUGUCAUAUACAUAAUACAUCUACUCACAUUCACCCUGCCGAUUCAAUGUGAUCUCCUAGUCUAGUUGAUUUCGUUCAUCA
Messenger RNA from Fusarium odoratissimum NRRL 54006, 2307 nucleotides. RefSeq lists its product as uncharacterized. The coding region runs from base 294 to 2159 and encodes 621 amino acids. The transcript is spliced from 3 exons. The record is from RefSeq and is a predicted model, not a curated record. Lineage: Eukaryota; Fungi; Ascomycota; Sordariomycetes; Hypocreales; Nectriaceae.